AUGACAAGUAGAAUUGCUAAAUCUUCACUUUAAAAUAUAAAUAUUAACCCAGAAUUGCUUAUUUUUCUAAUUAUUUAUUCUAAGCUCAUAUUAUAAGCCAGAAAUAUUAAUAUAAUUAAAUAAUAAGGAAAAAUAAUUGUUUUUUAAUUUAGCAAAACUUAUAUUUUUAAUUGCAGAAAUUUUAUUUAAUUAAAGCGUUAAGGGAUUUUGGAGGAAAGUGAAAAUUUUGGGCUUAGCCGUAUCAAUCGGCCAACCAAAGAAAGGAGUUGAGUGAACCCCGCAGAUUUUGCUUGACAGCCAAAUUUCGAAUCUGUUUCACCCUCAAUAUGAAGCUGAUUGGAUUGGGAUUCUUGAUCAGCAAGUUCUGAUAGAAGAAUGAAAACAAAAAUUAGCUUUAAAUUCACCAAGCAUAGAAUCACCUGAAAAUACACUACUCCAAGAAGAGCGCCCGCCGAAAAUUAAGAAUCUUGGAGAAUUAAACUACUAUAUGGAACACCAAUAUAAGUCAAUCUUGAAGAAUAUCUCUUCAACUGAUUUCUUAUUAUCAAUAGGUGGAGACCAUUCGGUUGCGAGCGCCACUAUUUCUGCUUCCCUCAAACUCCAAAAAGGCAAUCUUUCAGUUAUAUGAAUAGAUGCACAUGGUGAUUGCAAUACCCCAGAUAUUUCACCUUCAGGAAAUUAUCAUGGAAUGCCACUCGCCCACGUUUUUGGUCUAUUUAAGAAAAAUCCCUUUUCUUGGAUGUCAAAUUUUCUUCCAAUCCAGCGAUGUGUACAAAUUGGAAUCAGAGACCUGGAUGGCGAAGAAGAAAAACUGAUGAACUCUAUAGGACUCAAAUAUUUUACUGCAAGCCAGGUAAGGAACUAUGGGAUACAACAAGUAAUAAAAGACUCAUUAGCAUAUGUUGAUCCUGAAAAUAACAGAAAUAUCCAUCUUAGCUUAGAUGUGGAUGGAUUUGACCCUACUUUUGUUCCAGGUACUGGCACUUUGGCUCCAAAUGGACUGUUUAUAGAAGACUACUCAGUAGUGGUUGAUUUUCUUUUAAAAAAAAUAUAUUUUUAGCUUAAUUUUUAUAAAAUGAUAAAAAAAUGUCCAGUGGUUGAUGAAAUCAAGAAAUGUGGGGAAAGGUUUUCGUCAAUGGAUCUGGUCGAAGUCAAUUUUCAAAUUGAAAAAGAACAGACUUUAAAAGCUGUCAAAGAAAUACUAAAAACAACCUUUUCUGAUUAA
This is a messenger RNA of Blepharisma stoltei, 1225 nucleotides long. The record is from the annotation of a GenBank genome assembly. Lineage: Eukaryota; Ciliophora; Heterotrichea; Heterotrichida; Blepharismidae.